AUGGAAGGCAAUGGCGGAUCUGAAGAAGACGAUACGAAGCUGUCAAGUAAUACAAAAGUUGCAUUCAUCACAGAGACAACGGUGCAGAUCAUAAUCUGUAUCCUCGCGUGGUAUAUCUUCUCCCUUUCUAUUUCACUAUACAACAAAUGGAUGUUUGACAAGUCACAACUUGACUUCCCAUUCCCAAUACUCGUCACUGCUUUCCAUCAGCUGUUACUGUCGAUACUUUCAUUCGCCGCAGUGACGUUGAAACCGUCGCUCAAACCUACAGCAGCAACUGAAAACCGUCAAGGUGUAACUUUCUACCUUACACAUGUGCUACCUUGUUCCCUCGCGGCGGCUGGUGAUAUAGGUGCAGGAAACGUUAGUUUUAGAUACAUCACUUUGAGCACUUACACAAUGGUUAAAUCGUCGUCGAUUGCAUUCGUCUUGCUCUUUGGUGUCAUUGCGAAACUGGAGAAAUUCUCAAUCAACCUACUAGGAAUAGUGUUACUCAUGAGUGUUGGUGUCAUGUUGAUGGCAGAUACAGAUAAACCAGAUGAAGAAUCGGACAAUGGUGAUCAAUCGACUUUUAUGCUGGGAUUUUUUCUGGUGUUACUAAGUGCAUGUAUGAGUGGUGUAAGAUGGGUCUUUACACAGCUUCUACUAUUGAAAAACCAUGAUAGUAAAGUGGCACUCGACGGAUCGAAAAAGGUGAAAAAUCCGAUUUAUACAAUCUAUCAACUAAGUCCGCCAAUGGCUGUUGUGCUGUUUAUUGUUGGAUCUGGUGUUGAAGGAUUGGGAAAGUUCUUGUCAGAUGACAUUUGGGCUGAAAAGGGAGUGUUCAAGUCGAUCUGCCUCUUACUGUUCCCAGGACUUCUUGUCUUCUUCAUGACCAUUUUCGAAUUUGCCAUUUUGCAGAGGGCCCAAGUAGUGACUUUAAGCAUUGCUGGCAUUUUCAAAGAGUUACUCACAAUCGUGGCUUCAACUUUCAUAUUCGAUGAUAGAUUGACUUUUAUUAACCUCAUUGGUCUUUCCAUAACACUUUUGGACAUUGUAUGGUAUAACGUGCACAGAUAUAACGAGAAGAAGCAUGAAUUGGAAAGGCAAAAGUCUCUCGAACGGGAUGUGGAAUUCGAAUUGGAAAACGUUUAA
Messenger RNA from Williopsis jadinii, 1134 nucleotides. It is a transcript of the gene YMD8, whose product is annotated as Ymd8p. Gene Ontology annotation, cellular component: cis-Golgi network; Golgi apparatus; endoplasmic reticulum-Golgi intermediate compartment. Gene Ontology annotation, biological process: UDP-glucose transmembrane transport. The transcript has a single exon. Bases 1 to 1134 code for a protein of 377 amino acids. Lineage: Eukaryota; Fungi; Ascomycota; Saccharomycetes; Phaffomycetales; Wickerhamomycetaceae. Gene Ontology annotation, molecular function: antiporter activity. The record is from RefSeq and is a predicted model, not a curated record.